This is a messenger RNA of Xenopus tropicalis (tropical clawed frog), 789 nucleotides long. RefSeq lists its product as uncharacterized. Gene Ontology annotation, cellular component: cytoplasm. NCBI's taxonomy places the organism in Eukaryota, Metazoa, Chordata, Amphibia, Anura, Pipidae. The coding region runs from base 42 to 671 and encodes 209 amino acids. The record is from RefSeq and is marked predicted. The transcript is spliced from 4 exons.
AAGUGUCACUGCCACUCUCAGUCCCAAGCUACUCUGAGGCCAUGAAGAACCUGGUGGCCCUGUUACUGCUGAGCCUGCUGUAUCUGCAUGGCACUACAUCACUGGCUGAAGACAUUAACUCAGAUGCAGAAACGCUACCUGCAUUUUGUACCAGUUAUAAGUGUCCAAGGUAUCAACUAAUCAAAAAAUAUGAGAAAUUUGAACAUAGAAUUUAUAAUGCAACUAACUGGGUCACCACAUCUCUAAAGCUGGACUUCCUUGGCAUUGGACUAGCUAAAAGCUUCAAACGCCUGCUGGAUUAUAUCAAUGGGAAAAAUUCUGAAGGUCUAGUGAUGAAGAUGACUGUCCCAGUCCGUAUAAAGGUUCCACGGAGCGAUAUUUUAUCUACUAACGCUACUAUGUCAUUCUUUGUGCCACCAGCUGUGGACACUCUGCCCACUCCCCUAAACCCUGAUAUUUAUGUUGAACAGCUCCCCGAAAUAUCAGUAUAUGUCAGAUCAUUUGGUGGCUAUGCUCUGAACUCCGACUAUGAAAAACAAGCUAAAAUACUUGUUGAGGAACUGGAGGCCCUGGAACUGUCUUAUAAUAGCUCCUAUGGGACGGCUGCAGGCUACAAUGAUCCCUUAACAUUUUUCAAUCGUCACAAUGAAGUUUGGUACAUGGCACUGUAAAGGAGGAGACAGAUGGAUGCUGUUUCUUUGGCAACUGAAUGUCAGUAAAGCGUCCAUGUGUAAAAAUGCAUCCUGCAACAUUCAUUAAUAUAAAUAACAUUAAAUAUAUCAAACCUCA